AUGGUAAAAGCUUUGCCUCGGUCGAUAAAUGAUGACAAUGUCAUCACUGUAGAGUUGAAGCGUAAAUUCUGUUAUAAACAUGGUCGAAAAGAACAAGUCCGCCCGGAAAUCAUACGGAGAGCAGCGGAAUAUUUAGUAACGUGUGAUCUGUUUCGGACAUAUGGUAUAGAACUUGAAGGUUCAUGGACAAAUAAUGAAACUGAAGACACUGUCGAAUGUACCUGUAGUUCACCUGAGCAGGAGAGCAAUGUUGAUGAGAUCCCCGAUGUAAAUCCUGGUGGCACAGAAACUCUGUUAGAUGAAAACCAAGACCUAUCAAUAGUUAUGGCUCCAGGAGAAGGUGAAAGGCCAAUUUCCUUGCUUUUUGAUCGACAUCUGGAAGAGCUGGCUUUCAUAAAAGUACAUUGCGCUAUUGAGCGAAAAUACCUCGUGAACUUAAGUCAUUCUGAAGUCACACGUUCAGAAAUUUCCAGAAAUGACAGGCGAGCUGUAAGACCUGAUUACCUAUUUACUGCCCUGAAAAAGCAACAAACUAUUGCCGUCAAAAAUAAUGUUACGACCUGUUUACGCAAAAAAACUGCCCGAGGUGCCCCUGUAUUUGCAUGCAAUGUGCUUCAAAAUAAUUUUGUUGACAAUUUAGUUCAACAUGACGAUGGGUAUCGUGUUCUUGGAGGAAUUAGAAAUUCUCCUGCUCACUGGGAAAGUGAAAAGAAAAAGUUGUUGGCAAUGGUUAGACAGUUCGGUGUUCCCACUUUAUUUUUAACUAUAUCUGCUGCUGAAGUACAAUGGAUUCCAUUAUUAAUUUUGCUUAGUGAAGUAGUUGAUAAGAAAAAACUUACUGAGCUUGAAGCGGAAAACUUGCCAUACGAUACAAAAACUCGCCUUAUACAAUCCGAUCCGUUCAUUUGCGCCACAUAUUUUGAAAUCAAAUUAAAAGAAAUUCAAAAAACCUGGUCCUGUUCAUCUGGACCUUUCUUAAAUUAUAAAAUCACACACUUUUAUUAUCGCAUUGAAUUUCAGCAUAGAGGAUCGCCUCAUGCUCAUAUGAUGUUAUGGUUAGACGAAGCGCCCACUUUUGUACCCGGUGAUACAGCAUCUGCUCGUGAUAUUUCCAAAUUUGUUGACAAUAUUAUUUCCUGUAACAGCACUGAAGUACCUGAUGAACUUAGACGUCUACAACUACAUAAACAUACACAUACAUGCCGGCCAACAUCAGAUAGACUGUGUCGCUUUGGAAUACCAUUUUUCCCCAUGGAUAAAACAAAAGUAUUAAAAGAACUUUCAAAAGACGAUCCAGAGUUCAAAAAGUCAAAACAAUUGGCAAAAGACAUCUGCCAAAAAAUACAAAAUAUCCCUGCAGAAAUAUACACUUUCGUUGAUUUUUUGGACUGGAUUAGAUAUAUAUUGUUGACUAUAUUAACAAGGCUGACCGAGGGAUGUCUCGUCUUUUGCGUGAAGCUUUGGACGAAGCUAAAAAAAGGAAAUAAAAGUGUUAAAGACUCAUUAAGAAUAGUAUCUAAUGUAUUCUUAAAUUCUAGUGAGAUCUCUGCUCAAGAGGCAAUUUAUGUACUGACUGGUUUACCACUGUCACGAGCUAGUGAAGCUGCAAUGUACAUAAACACUAGUUUGCCACAAGAGCGAGUGCAUAUUUUAAAAAGUUACCUUGAUUUGCAAAGCCUCGCACCUGAUUCUUCCGAUAUAUUCCAAAAGGGUAUUAUUGAUUAUUAUUCAAAACGACCACUAUCGUUAGAAAACAUAAGUCUUUCCCAUUUUGUAGCAUAUUACACCUAUUCCAAAAAAACUCAUUCAGCUAGUUCAAUAGAAACUCUCAAUGACAGUUCUCAAGCAAUUAAUUAUUCCCAGGCUGUUGAAGAAGUUGAAGCGGAAGGGAAUUGGAUUCCUUUGCAAGAUAAUUUAGGAUACAUACGGAAAAGAACUAAAACUCGAGUAAUACGAUUUCGCCGGUACAGUUACAUUGAUGAUCCAGACAAUUUCUAUAGGGAACAGAUAAUGCUAUACAUCCCUUGGCGAAGCGAGGAGGAAGAAUUACUAAAUCCCAACAUAAAUAUAAAGGACAUAUUUGACGAGUAUAAAGAAAGAAUAAAGGCCGAAAGUAAACAAUUCAAUAAACUAGGUGAUGCUGAAAUGUUUGAAACAUUGCUAACAGAAAUAAGAAAUGUAGAAUUAAUAAACGAAGAAGAAGAUUUGCAAGGAAGAGGAGUCAACGUGGAUGUAUUUGAAGGCUUUGAAUUUGAGACGCAAACAGUAGAUAUAGCAGAAGAACUCAUUCCAGGCGGUAAUCCCGGGCCGCAAUUGUGUGGUGACCCCUCAACUUUCAUUGCGCAACCACCUGUCUUGUCCCAUGACGAUUUUUUGAUUCUUACUAGAAAACUAAAUGAUGCUCAAAGAGACACGUUGUUUCAUAUUUAUCAACACUUUUCCAUUACUUCUCCACAUCCACUAUAUUUAUUUAUCAGUGGUGGGGCUGGCGUUGGCAAAAGUAUUCUGAUUAAAGCAAUUUAUCAAUGCCUAACUCUCUUAUUUAACAGAGAAGCUGGUAGUAAUCCCGAUGAAUUAAAAAUACUUUUAACAGCUUUUACCGGUAAAGCUGCAUUCGGAAUAGGAGGGCAAACAAUCCAUAGCGCACUUGGACUUCCAGUGUCUCAAGCGGGCAAUAUUUUACCAGAGCUGUCACCAAGUGUGGCCAAUACUCUGGCCACAAAACUAGCAAAACUACGUUUAAUUGUAAUUGAUGAAAUUUCAAUGCUAGGAUCCAGGACAUUCCAUCAAAUAAAUCGUAGACUUCAGCAAAUAUUUCAUUCUUCUACCUUCUUUUCUGGAAUUUCAGUGAUAGUAGUUGGAGACUUCAGACAAUUACCACCUGUUGGCGACAACUGGGUGUUUCAAGCUAAUUCUCGAAAUCCUUUAGCAGAAAUAGCAGGUACGCCGCUUUGGGAUUUAUUUGUACUGACAGAGCUUAAAGAAAUAAUGCGUCAAAGGGAUGAUGUUGCCUUUGCCACGGCAUUAAAUAAUAUGGCUAGUGGAUGUAUGUCACCUGAAGAUGUCAAUUUAAUUGAAGGUCGGUGCUUUAGUAAAUCAUCACUUCCAGACACGUGUAAGGGCGCAGUUCAUCUAUUCAGCAGUAACCGAGAAGUUGAUGGGCAUAAUUCUAAAAUACUCUCAAAUAUGACUACCGAAGGAGCGAUAUCCCGGGCUGUGGAUAGAGUAAGUGGCGAAGCUAAUCCUGCUAUGAAAGAAAAAGCUCUAAACACAGUUGCCAAGUUACCCACGUCUCAAACCUACGGAUUACCUAAUGCUAUAACUUUAAAAAUCACGGCUAAAUAUAUGAUGACAGUAAAUAUUAACACGUCAGACGGACUAGUGAAUGGAACCACGGGGGUACUGACUGCGAUUGAUUUUGCAGUCAAUCCAACUACCGGUGAGAGAAGACCAUUACGCAUUUGGAUAUGUUUCGAUGACGUAAAUAUAGGCAAAUUAAAAAGAAUUCAGAGCUCAACAUCCCUCACUCGUUAUCAAACACGGCUAAAAAAUAAUUGGACUCCAAUAGAGCCAGUUACGUACACUGUGAAAAGGUACAAAUCUUCAAACUUACAAGUGCGUCGCAGUCAAUUCCCAGUAGUUCCCGCUGAAGCUGUUACUAUACAUAAAAGUCAGGGUUCCACCUUAGAAAAAGUUGUAGUACAUUUAAAGCCCAAUAUUUUAAGAUCUAUGUUAUACGUCGCCUGCUCACGUGCCACUAGCUCAAAAGGUUUAUUCAUUGUUACCGAGACCUUUCGUCCUCCACGUCCACCAUCUGAGCAUGAUUCCGUCGUAACGGAAAUGCGAAAAUUAAAAUUAAAUCCCCUGAUUCCCAUAUAUCGCUUUUUAAGAGAGCCCCGCAGUUCCUGCCAAAUUAUGUUCCAUAACGUACAAUCUCUACGUAAACACUUGCAGGAUGUAGUAACCGAUCCGCAGACGAUGGCAUGCGACAUUUAUUUAGCCGUAGAAACUUGGAGUUGCCUUCAAGAUUUAUUCAAUAUGAAUAAUUUUGAAGAAAUAGUUCGAACAAAUGGCCCGAAACAGUAUUCUGCAAACCCCGGCUUUGGUGUAUCUGCAAUGAUAAAACAUAAUCUAGAAUAUUCCAACCCACGAUCUUACAGUGAAAUUUCCGGAACUGAGCACUGUGAAGCAGUAUCUUUUGAAGUAAAUAAUGUGAAAAUAGUAGCCUUAUAUAGAUCAUGCAAAUGCCCCAACAGCGUCGCAGUGGGUUUUAUAAGUAAUUUACUGUCGCAUAAUAGUUCUUGCAUUAUAUUUGGAGAUUUUAACGAAGACUACCUUAGUAACAGCAAUACUGCAGUAUUUAAAUUACUAAAUGAUGCUGGUUAUCACUCCAUGUUACAACCCCUACCCACUACUCGUGGUGGGACUCAAAUAGACAACAUUUUCUCGAACUUUCCAUGUGUGGUUGGAAUCUAUAACUCUUUUUUUAGUUAUCACCGUCCUUUGUGGGCCCGUUUUUAG
Messenger RNA from Parnassius apollo (apollo), 4521 nucleotides. The record is from the annotation of a GenBank genome assembly. NCBI's taxonomy places the organism in Eukaryota, Metazoa, Arthropoda, Insecta, Lepidoptera, Papilionidae.